Molecule: messenger RNA, 603 nt
Organism: Thermothielavioides terrestris NRRL 8126
Lineage: Eukaryota; Fungi; Ascomycota; Sordariomycetes; Sordariales; Chaetomiaceae
Exons: 4
Coding region: 1-603 (200 amino acids)
Source: RefSeq, a predicted model, not a curated record
AUGUUCAAAUACGUCAACUAUAUCUUUACGUCGAUAGGCUAUAAAAAGCCCUAUAGUCUCUUGGUCAAGAGGAUAGUUGUAGACGGGUUUAAGCACUUCGAAGUGCUAGAGUCCAUUGAUUUGAAGGUCCUGCCUUUGCAACAGUCAAGGAGAGGCGCGUUGCAAGGCGCGUUGAGAGUAGGCAAGGCACUUGGCAAUGCGGUGGGCGAUGCGGCAGGCGAGGAUCUGGGCGAUGCGCUAGGCGAUACAGUGGGCGAUACGGGAGGCCAGGCGCUGGGCGAUGCGGCAGGCGAUGCGGCAGGCGAUACGGCAGGCGAUACGGCAGGCGAUGCAGCAGGCGAUGUGGCAGGUGAUACGGUGGGCAAUGCCGUAGGCGAUGUGGUAGGCGAUGCGGCGGGCGAUGCGGCAGGCGAUGCGGCAGGCGAUGUGGCAGGCGAUGCGGUGGGCGAUGCCGCAGGCGAUGUGGCAGGCGAUGCGGCGGGCGAGGAUCUGGGCGAUACGGCAGGCGAUGCGGCAGGCGAUGUGGCAGGCGAUGCGGCAGGCGAUGCGGCAGGCGAUGUGGUAGGCGAUGCUAUAGGCGAGGCUUUGGGCGAUGCCUUGUAG